AUGUAACGCAACAAUCACUCUGUCAGCACAACAUGCCAAAUCCCAUGUUACGCUGAACACAUUCAUUUACCGCACACUCGGCUUUCCGAAAACGGAAUUCGGCGGGCGGGCAAUCUCCUUGACCUAGAGUCGCAGGCACUAAUUCACAUCACCGUGAAAAAUGGCGCCAUCAGGUUGGGGAGCCUCGAGAAUGGAUGGUGAUGCUGCUGCCCGUGGUGCGCUUCUCCGCACCGCCAACACCAACAGCAGCGGCGACAAGACUAAGACAGCAGCGACAGAAAUGACGGUGAACUACCAUACCAUCAACAACACCAACCACCGCUACGACAGUCCCCGAUCAUCCGCAGACCUGACCUACCUCGAUCCCGAGCCCUACGACUCCGACAACGACACUAUGGGUUCAUCCUCCUCACCCAUUCUCGAAUCCCAGCAGCAACUUCCCCAUCACCGACGUGAAGGAGCAGAAGACCAAGAGGAUGGACACGCCGCCGCCGCCGCUGCUGACCUCGUAACCACCACCGAAUCCCGCUCACUCACCCGCGGCCUCGCCCAGCGCCACCUCUCCAUGCUCGGCAUCGCCGGCUCCAUCGGCACCGGUCUGUUCCUGGGGCUCGGCGGUGCCGUCGCGCGCGGCGGUCCUCUCGGUGCGCUGCUGGGCUACUUUGUCAUCGGCCUGAUUGUGUGCGCGGUGCAGUUCGCCUUGGGGGAAGUCGCGUCCCUGUUGCCGGUAACGGGCAGCUUCGUGCGCCACGCCGAGUUCCUGGUCGACCCGGCCUGGGGGUUCGCGAUUGGCUGGAAUCUGGUGUAUGGCAAUGUCUUGUCCAUCCCGAGCGAGAUCACGGCGAUUUGUGUCUUGUUUGAGUACUGGACGGAGGGCCGCGUCAGCCCGGCCGUGUUUAUUGUCUUUUUUGUGGUGGUGACGGUCGGGGUGGGGAUGGCGCUCGUGCGGGUGUUUGGGGAGGUGGAGUUUGUUUUUGCAAUGCUCAAGGUGGUGUUGGUGGUGUUUUUGAUCUUGCUGGGGCUGGUGAUUGAUUUGGGGGGGAUCCCGGGAACGGAGAGGAUCGGGUUUCGGUAUUGGAAGAGUCCGGGGCCGUUUGUGGAGUAUAUUGCCACGGGAGAUUGGGGGAGGUUUUUGGGGUUUUGGAGCGUCAUGACGGGGGCGGUGUUCUCGUUUGCGGGCGUGGAGAGUCUGGCGAUGGCGGCGGCGGAGACGAGGAACCCCCGGAAGGCGAUACCGAGGGCUUGCAAGCGCGUGUUUGCGAGGGUGGUGCUGUUUUAUAUGCUGGCGGUGCUGGUGGUUGGUAUGUUGGUGGCGAGCGAUGAUCCGAGGCUCGAUGGUAGCGGUGAUAGCGUCGCGCAGAGCCCGUUCGUGAUCGCGGCUUCGGCGGCGGGCAUCAAGGCGAUUCCAUCGGUGGUCAACGCCAUCGUGAUUACUUCCGCGUGGUCUGCGUCUAACCAGAGCUUGUUGGCGGGCACGAGGGUCUUGUAUGGACUGGCGCUGAAGGGACAAGCUCCCAAGAUCUUCUUGCGGACUACGUCGUGGGGAACGCCGUACAUGUGUGUACUCCUGUUUGGAGUUUUCAUGUCUCUGAGCUUCAUGAGUCUCUCGGAGCGCGCUAUCAACGUGUUCUGGUGGUUGGUACGGCUGACCUCGGCGGGAGUAUUGGUGUCUUGGUCAUCCAUCUUGGUGAAUCAUAUCCGCUUGAGAAAGGCAAUGGACAGGCAGGGCAUUGCAUAUACCAGGCUGCCGUGGUCCAGCUGGUGGACUGUCUACAGCUCGCCGGUAGCCCUGUUCAUGUGCAUCGUCAUUCUCCUAACAGGAGGCUUCAGCGUUUUUACCAAGGGUAACUGGGAUGCCGCUACAUUUGUCUCCUCAUACUUGGACAUUCCGAUCGUCCUCAUCGCCUACCUGGCUUGGAAGUUUUACAAGAAGACCAAGAUCGUGUCCCUGGAUGACGUCCCCCUUGAUAUUGCAUUCGAGCAAGCCGAAGACGCCAUUUUCGAGGACCCCGAAGAAGGGAAGACUAAAGGGUGGGCACGGGUUGUGAGUUGGAUAUGGGAUUAGAAGGAGAGGCGCUUACGGCCGGUACGUUUACGCAACGCUACGAUACCGAUGAUGACAAUCACUUAUGCAUUUACACAGCCACAACAUAGAGUUAUAUAUCUUGCCAUUUCCUACAUUUCCUCCCUCUUCUAAACUUGCUUACCAUGUGCUUAAGUAUCUGCAGCCUUGUGGAGUCGAUGUCGCUUGGGUUCGCCGUUGCCUCGACGCAUUACGGCUUGAGGUUAGCUGGAAAUCUCACAACUACACUGCUCUUCUGAAGCGGUAUUAUUAGAAACAGUCGAUGGUGGGUAUUUAAUCUGGCUUUUUUCGAAGGCCAGCGCAGGCAGGUGUAUAUAGUUAAUCAACAAACCACCUUAUUCUACAGGCGGCAUCCAUUGGACCCUCGA
Neurospora crassa OR74A is the source of this 2451-nucleotide messenger RNA. RefSeq names its product proline-specific permease. Gene Ontology annotation, molecular function: amino acid transmembrane transporter activity. Gene Ontology annotation, cellular component: membrane. NCBI's taxonomy places the organism in Eukaryota, Fungi, Ascomycota, Sordariomycetes, Sordariales, Sordariaceae. The record is from RefSeq and is a predicted model, not a curated record. Gene Ontology annotation, biological process: amino acid transmembrane transport. The coding region runs from base 161 to 2065 and encodes 634 amino acids. The transcript is spliced from 3 exons.